AUGCAUAUCUAUAGAGAUAAGAAACUCCAGCUUAGAGUGGUGACAUCGGCAGAAGUUUCUCUCGCGGAGUCAGCAGAAUUAUUAGAACAUUCAAACUUGCUCGAGUCUAUCAAGUCUGGGGAUGUUUGGACCUCCUCAAAAUCUAACUUGGAGUUGAAGAUUUCUGUUCGGAUUGAAAACAGUUUGCACGGAAUUAGAAGCUCCCCUGACUGGAUAUUGGAAGAGAUAAAAAUCUCUUUAAUUAAAUCACAGCUUUGGCACACCCUUCAAUUUUCUAGAUUAUCACAGGAAGGGGAAACACUAACUUCUCAAGAUGGAUUUUGUCAACUAAAUCUUGUCUUUGAGUUUCAGAAGAAAAUGGUGCACAUUCCGUCGCCUAAACCACCACGAAUGCCAUACAGUCUAGAAAUACAUUCUGCAGCUAUCGAACCCCCUCCAGGAGUGACUCGACUUUGUCUUCAGGAAAUUGCGAUCGCAUUCAAUUUUUCAUCAAUAUCUAUGAGCAAUGGCCACGAUGACGGGUUGGGAAACGUGUCCAGAUCCAGUAGUUUUGAAGAUUUGACUUUCAUAUCACCCCCACCGUGUGGUUUCCUGGUAGACACUGUCCGGGAGGACCCAACGGUGGAUGAUAUCUACUCUUCUAUUGAUGGAUCUCAAACAACAGCCCGCACCGACGAGGACUGGAUGUCUCUGGAUUACGAUUCUCCGUUUUCAAGCCAGCAAACCUCUUCUUCUAUCCAUUGUACAGUCGUAACUCACCAACACACAAAACCUCACCAUACCUGCAAGUCUACAAGUCAACUAUUUAUGACAUUACUUGAUACUGGGUUCCGCACCUUGUUAUGUCAAACCCCUCCACGAAUUCCAUCUAAUAUUACGACGGUUGUUGAAAAAAUCGGACCAAGUUUAGCAGAUUUUGCACCUACUAUCUUUAAUCCCGGAUAUGAUGCCAGUGUAUUCCAACGAGCACGUUUCAUUCCCAUGAUAUCCAAAGGCAUAGCCGCAAUGCUUGACCAUGCUUCUCCCGCUGGAGGAAUCCAACUAAAGCACCCUAUACUCAAUCCUGUUGACAUAGGCAAAGCUUGUGAUCCUGAAAGUAAAGGUAAAGGCGCUCCAAAUCCGACAAGCAACAGACCUAUCCUUAAAUCCCUUCUCUGGAAAUCAAUGCAGCGUCGCCUUCUCAACCCCGAGGCAGUCCGUAAACUACCUAGUAUUACAGCGCCAGAUGAUGUUAUUUCGCACCCCCAAAGUUAUGGCGAUGAAUUUUCUUCAUUACCCCCAACACCUGUAUGUGGCAACGUCUCGGAAUUUGCUUUUCAAUCCUCCUUGCGGGAAACAGCCAAAAGCACCAUACCCGCAAUGACUUCAGUUUCAACAAACCUAGAUUUAACAAAUCCUUCCAACGCUGCCCACAUCUCGGAUACAGAGUGGUGCUUCUCGGAAAAUAGCGAUGGCGGUGACGUUACACUCCUCACCGACCAAGGCAAUGACGACCAUAUCGAUAGUGAUGAUUAUUUCACCGACCCAUUCCAAAUCCAUGCUUUGCACAUCACCAUACCCGACACCAGCCUCACCAGCGACGAUCGCCAUCAUGACCUCCUUGACAACAACGCUAACACCAGAAACUAUGAGCCUCAAUCUUACCACCACUCCGUUCUCGAAGACGACCUUAUCAUGCAGGAGGUGCCCAACACGACUUCAUGCCAACACCCCCUUUCCAACCCACAUACAGCAUCCCUUAAAAAUUCAGACCCAACCCCACCAUCGCCAUCCAACAGCGGCAUGGAAAUCCUCGACCCGUCCUCCCAGAUCUUGAUAUCAGGGGAAUUCAUGCUCCCUCCCGCAACCUAUACUUUUAAUACGAACGAAGAUGGCGAAUACUGCGAUUCUGAGAUGCUGUUGCUGUGA
Messenger RNA from Paracoccidioides brasiliensis Pb18, 1908 nucleotides. RefSeq lists its product as uncharacterized. The transcript has 3 exons. Bases 1 to 1908 code for a protein of 635 amino acids. The record is from RefSeq and is a predicted model, not a curated record.